Molecule: messenger RNA, 2016 nt
Organism: Apaloderma vittatum (bar-tailed trogon)
Lineage: Eukaryota; Metazoa; Chordata; Aves; Trogoniformes; Trogonidae
Product: low-density lipoprotein receptor-related protein 1B-like
Exons: 12
Molecular function (GO): protein binding
Source: RefSeq, a predicted model, not a curated record
GUAUUGAAUCAUUUCUUAUGUAUUCGGUUCAUGAAGGAAUUAGAGGAAUUCCUCUUGAUCCAAAUGAUAAAAUGGAUGCUUUAAUGCCUAUAUCUGGAACUUCAUUUGCUGUGGGCAUAGACUUCCAUGCAGGAAAUGAUACAAUCUAUUGGACAGACAUGGGUUUCAAUAAAAUUAGCAGAUCUAAACGAGACCAAACAUGGAAAGAAGACAUUGUUACAAAUGGUCUGGGAAGAGUUGAAGGCAUCGCAGUGGACUGGAUAGCAGGUAACAUAUACUGGACGGAUCAUGGCUUCAACUUAAUUGAAGUUGCCAGGCUCAACGGCUCAUUCCGAUACGUAAUUAUAUCUCAGGGCUUGGACCAGCCAAGAUCUAUUGCGGUACACCCAGAAAAAGGGUAUUUAUUUUGGACAGAGUGGGGACAAACUCCUUGCAUAGGCAAGGCACACUUAGAUGGAUCCGAGAAAGUUGUGCUUGUGAACCUGGGGAUUGCGUGGCCGAAUGGGAUUUCCAUCGACUAUGAGGAACAUAAAUUGUAUUGGUGUGAUGCUCGUACCGACAAGAUAGAAAGAAUUGACCUUGAGAGUGGAGGGAAUCGGGAGAUUGUGCUGUCAGGGAGCAAUGUGGAUAUGUUUUCAGUCGCGGUGUUUGGAGCUUACAUCUACUGGUCUGACAGAGCACAUGCAAAUGGCUCUAUUAGAAGAGGCCACAAGAAUGAGGCCACGGAUGCUGUGACCAUGAGGACUGGCCUUGGGAUAAACCUGAAGGAAGUGAAAGUCUUUAAUAGAGCACGAGAGAAAGGUACUAACGUUUGUGCCAAGAAUAAUGGUGGAUGUCAUCAGCUUUGCCUUUAUCGGGGAAGUGCCCAGAGAACUUGUGCUUGUGCACAUGGUUAUCUUGCAGAAGAUGGAAUUACUUGCCUGAGGCAUGAGGGUUACCUGUUGUACUCGGGGAGGACAAUAUUAAAAAGUAUACAUCUUUCGGAUGAAACCAACUUAAAUUCCCCAGUAAGGCCAUAUGAAAAUCCAGAGUACUUCAAAAAUGUGAUAGCCCUUGCUUUUGACUACAGUCUGAAAGGAAGAGGUACGAAUCGCAUAUUCUUCAGUGAUGCACACUUUGGGAAUAUACAAGUCAUUAAAGACAACUGGACUGGCAGAAAAGUGCUCAUUGAAAAUGUUGGGUCAGUGGAGGGACUUGCUUAUCAUAGAGCUUGGGACACUCUUUAUUGGACCAGUUCCACCACAUCCUCCAUCACAAGACACACUGUUGACCAGAGACGUCGAGGGGCUUUCAACCGGGAAGCAGUAAUAACAAUGUCCGAGGAUGAUCAUCCCCACGUAUUGGCUCUAGAUGAAUGUCAAAACUUAAUGUUUUGGACCAACUGGAAUGAACAACUCCCAAGCAUCAUGAGAUCUACCCUCUCAGGCAAAAAUGCACAGGUUAUCAUUAGUACAGAUAUUCUGACACCAAAUGGACUUACCAUUGAUCAUAGGGCAGAGAAACUUUACUUUUCAGAUGGCAGCUUGGGAAAAAUUGAGAGGUGCGAAUACGAUGGAUCACAAAGAUAUGUAAUUGUCAAAUCCGGACCUGGUACCUUUCUCAGCCUGGCUGUAUAUGAUGAUUAUAUCUUCUGGUCAGAUGGAGUGAGAAGGGCUAUUCUGCGUUCAAGUAAAUAUACAGGAGGAGAUACGAAAGUUCUUCGUUCUGAUAUCCCUCAUCAACCAAUGGGCAUUAUUGCUGUUGCCAACGAUACUAACAGUUGUGAAUUAUCUCCUUGUGCACAAAUGAAUGGAGGUUGUCAUGAUUUAUGCCUUCUGACUCCUGACGGACGAGUGAACUGCUCUUGUAGAGGGGACAGAAUGCUGAUAGAUGAAAACAGAUGUGUGACUAAAAAUUCUACUUGCAACAUUUACUCCGAGUUUGAAUGUGGAAAUGGUGAAUGCAUUGAUUAUCAGCUGACGUGUGACGGCAUCGCUCACUGUAAGGACAAGUCUGAUGAGAAACUUUUUUAUUGUG